CUCCGCCCUCUGUCGGAAGCGGGUGUUGUUGAAUGGCCGGAGGUUUGAGUCUGGGGGUCCGUUUUAAAGCGGGCAACCUUUAGCUCUAUGGCCGUCGCCUUGCCGGCAGUCGUAGAGGAGCUCCUGAACGAGAUGGCCGCUGCAAUGCGAGAAUGCGCGCGAAUUCCUGAUGACCAUCUUUUAUCGCUGAAGUUUGUCUUUGGCUCUUCUGCUGUCCAGGCCUUGGAUCUAGUUGAUCGACAGUCCAUUACUUUAAUUUCAUCGCCCAGUGGAAGGCGAGUUUACCAGGUAAUUGGAAGUUCUGGUAAAACAUACACUUGUUUGGCUUCUUGUCAUUACUGCUCGUGUCCUGCAUUUGCCUUCUCAGUGCUGCGGAAGAGUGACAGCCUCCUGUGCAAGCACCUCUUGGCAGUUUAUCUUAGUCAGGUUAUGAGGACCUGUCAGCAACUAAGUGUUUCUGACAAGCAGCUGACUGACAUACUGAUGGAGAAGAAAUAAACACAAAUGUUACCGAUGGUGCCCCAUUAUGUUUCAAGACAGAAGUCUCAUCAAGAAAUACAUGUAACAGGUCAUGGUUUACAAGGAAGAAAGACGAAAUGGAUCUUCCAGAUACUUGUUACUAUGAUCCACUUUUCCUUCUGGACUUCUGGAGGGACCUGGGGUGGCAGCUGUGGACUGUGGAGGCCAUGUGUUUGGUUGGAAACCAUGUGCAGGCUUCUCCUGAAAAACCUGGACCAGCCUUCUGGGUGAAAAAUGUCUGAGUAGAAUCACAUGUGGUGGAGUCAAAUAAAACCUAAUUCCUGUUGUAUACACAA
Messenger RNA from Cavia porcellus (domestic guinea pig), 815 nucleotides. It is a transcript of the gene Zswim7, whose product is annotated as zinc finger SWIM-type containing 7. The transcript has 5 exons. Lineage: Eukaryota; Metazoa; Chordata; Mammalia; Rodentia; Caviidae. The record is from RefSeq and is a predicted model, not a curated record. Gene Ontology annotation, molecular function: zinc ion binding. Gene Ontology annotation, biological process: double-strand break repair via homologous recombination. The coding region runs from base 88 to 498 and encodes 136 amino acids. Gene Ontology annotation, cellular component: Shu complex.